Molecule: messenger RNA, 4418 nt
Organism: Cutaneotrichosporon oleaginosum
Lineage: Eukaryota; Fungi; Basidiomycota; Tremellomycetes; Trichosporonales; Trichosporonaceae
Biological process (GO): L-lysine biosynthetic process
Molecular function (GO): phosphopantetheine binding; L-aminoadipate-semialdehyde dehydrogenase [NAD(P)+] activity
Source: RefSeq, a predicted model, not a curated record
CCGGUCGCUCCGCUCGGCCAUUCAAUAAAAGUCGCCAGCGACUACCUCGUUUGUCAACUCUCCCUCCGCAUCCACAACAAUCACCAUGGGAGACCACCCAGACUCCCAGGCCAAGCUCCAAAGAUGGGCCAAGCGUCUCGGGACGCUGCCCAGCCUCGCCCUCCCCACCGACUACCCGCGGCCUACCCCGGCGCGCUUGGUCGAGUCGGCGCAGACCGUGUCGCUGCCCCCCAGCCUCGCUCCGGCCCUCAUGCACCUCACCUACGAGUUCUCCGAGCUCUUCCCCUCCUCGGGCCUUCCUACGCCGUACCACCUUCUCCUCACGGCAUUCGUGAUUCUCCUGUUCCGCUACACGCCUGACCCGUCCAUGGUCAUCUGCACGUCGGUGCCGGGAACCAGCACCCCGAUCCUCCUUAAGCUCGACAUCACGCCUGAGAUGACCUUCUUCGACGUGCUGCGUCAAGUUAUGGAGCGGGAGGCUGAGGCGGCCGCAGACGUCGUCCCCCUUUCCCAGCUGAUUGACCACCUCAAGCCGGAGGGCCCGCUUUACCGCGUCCGCUUCUUUGACUCGACCCAGGUUGAGAGCGACCCCACCGCUGGUCUGUCCACCGACAUCACCCUCUUCCUUCUUGCUGAGCACACGGACGUCCAGGCAACCCGCAUGGCCAUGCCCAAGCUCUAUCUCCGCCUCGUGUACAACUCGCUCCUCUUCACUCAGAGUCGCGUACAGAGCACGAUCGACUCGCUCCUUCAGCUGCUCAAGUCGGCGUCUAGUAACGAUCCCACUCACCCCAUCGGCUCGCUGCCGCUCCGCACCGAGUCGCAGGCUGCCGUUCUCCCAGACCCCUCGGCGGACCUUGACUGGUGCGGCUUUGUCGGCGCCAUCCCCGACAUCUUCUCGGCCAAUGCCAAGGCCCAUCCUGACCGCACUUGUGUUGUCCAAUGCGAGCAGGAUGACGACCACAACGACGGGCCCUCGAAGGGAAGAAGGACAUUUACCUACCGCCAGAUCGACGAGGCGUCCAAUGUCCUCGCUCACUCGCUGCUUAAGAACGGCUUGCAGCGUGGUGAGGUCGUCAUGGUCUACGCUGCCCGUAGCGUCGAGCUUGUGGUGUGUGUCAUGGGUAUUCUCAAGGCUGGCGGCGUCUUCUCGGUUGUUGACCCCGCAUACCCACCAAAUCGCCAGGUCGUGUACCUGCAGGUCUCGAUGCCCCGUGCACUCCUCGUUAUCUCGAGUGCCGGUGUGCUCGCGCCCGUUGUCUCGAAGUACAUCAAGGAGAACCUUGACCUCCGCGUCCAGAUCCCAGCCAUCUCGGUGACUGAGAACGGCAUCGCUGGCUCGCCGGCUGGCGCCAGCGAGGACAUCCUCGCCCAGUACCAGCAGUACGCGCAGACCGCGGCCGGCAUUGUUCUUGGUCCCGACUCGAAUGCCACUCUGUCGUUCACCUCGGGCUCGACUGGUAUUCCCAAGGGAGUCAAGGGACGGCACUACUCGCUCACCCACUUCUUCCCAUGGAUGGCCAAGACGUUCGGCCUCAGCUCCGAGUCUCGUUACACCAUGCUGAGUGGUAUUGCGCACGACCCUAUUCAGCGUGACAUCUUCACGCCGCUCUUCCUCGGCGCGUCGCUGUUUGUCCCCACCGCCGACGACAUUGGCACCCCCGGCCGCCUCGCCGAGUGGAUGGACGACAACAAGGUCACCGUCACCCACCUCACCCCUGCCAUGGGCCAGCUUCUCUCGGCCCAGGCCACGCGCCAGAUCCCCUCUCUUGAGAACGCGUUCUUCGUCGGUGACGUUCUUACCAAGCGUGACUGCCACCGUCUUCAGUCGCUUGCCAAGAAUGUCUGCAUCAUCAACAUGUACGGCACUACCGAGACGCAGCGCGCUGUCUCUUACUUUGCCAUUCCUUCGGUCAAUAAGGACAUGACGUUCCUCUCGACGCAGAAGGACCUCAUUCCCGCCGGCCAGGGCAUGAUUGACGUGCAGCUGCUCGUCGUUAACCGAACCGACCGCAACAUCCCGUGCGCUGUUGGCGAGAUGGGCGAGAUCUACGUCCGCUCUGGCGGUCUCUCUGAAGGCUACCUUGACCCCGCCGCAACAGCUGAGAAGUUUGUCACCAACUGGUUCACCGAGGGUAUGGAGCGCGAGGACACGCUCGUUGAGAGCAACCCUGAGGCUGCGAAGUACUGGUUCGGUGUCCGCGACCGUAUGUACCGCUCAGGUGACCUUGGCCGGUACCUGCCCGACGGCAGAGUCGAGUGCACUGGCCGUGCGGACGAUCAGAUCAAGAUCCGUGGAUUCCGCAUUGAGCUCGGCGAGAUCGACACGCACCUGUCGCGUCACCCGCUCGUGCGCGAGAACGUCACCCUCGUUCGUCGUGACAAGGACGAGGAGAAGGUUCUAGUCUCGUAUUUCGUGCCCAACGAUGUGCCUGAACUCGCGGGCAUGGCAAGCGCCAGCGAGGGUGACGGGGACGAGAACGAGGUUGACCUCAAGUCGGAGAUGCUUCGCGGUGUGCGCCGCUACCGUCGUCUCAUUCGCGACAUCCGCGAGCACCUGAAGAAGAAGCUGCCUUCGUACGCAGUUCCAGCAGUCUACUUCCCUCUGCGCAAGCUGCCGCUCAAUCCCAACGGCAAGAUCGACAAGCCUGCACUUCCCUUCCCGGACACGGCACUUGCCGCCAAGCCCACCCAGACCUCGGCAACAAACCUCACCCCGGUGCAGAAGACUAUCCACGACAUCUGGCUCAAGCUUCUGCCGUCGCCGCCCUCCUCGAUCGGCAUUGACGAAAACUUCUUUGACCUUGGAGGCCACUCGAUCCUCGCGACUCGUCUCAUCUUCGAGCUGCGCAAGACGUUCGUUGUCAACGCCCCGCUUGGCCUCGUGUUCGAGAAGCCGACGAUUGAGCUCCAGGCUGCGGCCAUCGAGGACCUCUCCUCCGGCGGUGUCACCGUUGCGGAGGAGACGCCAGCGAAGGAGGCUGUGCCUGAGGUUCCCUACGCUGAAGAUGUUGCCAAGCUCGCAGCCAAGCUGCCCGCCAUGUUUGCGCCCCUCCCGUCCGACUUUUCCACCAAGAAGCUUACCGUGUUCCUCACUGGUGCGACUGGCUUCCUCGGCGCCUUCAUUCUGCGUGACUUGCUCUCGCGCCGCACCGCCAAGGUAAUCUGCCUUGUACGCGCCAAGACGCCUGAGGAGGGCCUCAAGCGCCUGCGUGACUCGGGUGAGGGCCGUGGCGUGUGGGACGAGAACUGGGUUAAGGAGGGUCGCGUCGAGGCCGUUGUCGGUGACCUUGCGUCCGAGCACUUCGGCCUCAACCAGGCCGACUGGGACCGCGUCGCGGCGGAGGCGGACGCUGUGCUCCACAACGGCGCUGUGGUGCACUGGGUGUACCCCUACGCCAAGAUGCGCGACGCCAACGUCAUCUCGACACUUACCUGUCUCGAGCUCUGCGCCCAGACUAAGCCCAAGCUGUUCAGCUUCAUCUCGUCGACCGCUACGCUCGACAACGAGCGCUUCGUGCAGAAGUCGGAUGAGCUUCUUGCCGAGGGCAAGGCUGGUCUGAGCGAGGAGGAUGAUCUUGAGGACUCGCGUACCGGCCUUGACACUGGUUACGGCCAAAGCAAGUGGGUGGCUGAGAAGCUCAUCAUGGAGGCCGGCAAGCGUGGCCUUUCUGGCUGGACUCUUCGUCCCGGCUACGUGCUCGGCGACACUACAAGUGCCGUCACAAACACCGACGACUUCCUGUGGCGUAUGGUCAAGGGAUGUCUCCAGCUCGGCCUUACGCCUGACAUCAACAACACGAUCAACAUGUGCCCCGUGGACCACGUCGCAUUGCUGGCCUCGCUCUCAACCCAGUCAUCCGAGGGCUUCAAGGUCCUCCACGUCACUGGCCACCCUCGCAUGCGCUUCAACGACUUCCUCGGCGCCCUUGCGACAUACGGAUACCCGGUCAAGCGCAUCGAGUACAUCCAGUGGCGCACCAAGCUCGAGCAGCAUGUUCUCCAAACGCAGGACAAUGCCCUCUUCCCUCUCCUCCACUUUGUUCUCGAUGACCUCCCCACAAGCACCAAGGCGGUGGAGCUCGACGAUGCGAAUGCGCAAGCUCUCGCAUCGUCGGCCGGCGCGCGCCCCACAGCGGGCAUUACCGAGGACCUGUGUGGGCUGUACCUCGCCUGGCUCAUCCGCGCGGGGUGGAUGGAGGCCCCGCCUUCUGGCCAAGGCAAGCCGCUACCGACACUCCAGGGCGGUGUGUCGCGUGCUAUUGGGCGGACGACGGCCGGCGUUGCGUAGGUUGAAUAGAAGAUAAAACGAGUCACCGCUCGUGUGUUGACAUUAGUGGGAUGAAUGGUUUCAGCUAUUGAUUCAUGAGACCCUUAACGCUAGUAAAUCGGUGUUGGCUAGUUGCCCUUAAGCGAGC